Phoenix dactylifera (date palm) is the source of this 1140-nucleotide messenger RNA. Lineage: Eukaryota; Viridiplantae; Streptophyta; Magnoliopsida; Arecales; Arecaceae. The record is from RefSeq and is a predicted model, not a curated record.
UAGAAAAUUCUCUCUCUCUUUCCGAACACAUACUACUCCAUCAUUGAUCAUAGCUCGGAUAUCCUGGAACAAGAGGCGGCAUUCUUCCACAGUUCCGAUGCCACCUCAGGCUCCGCAUCCUUCAAAACAUUGGAUCUAGACUUGGAUCAGCCGAUUGGGGGGCGACCAGGUCUCGGGUUUUUGAGGCGUGUCCGAGCGGGCCGGCGACCGAUCAAAUCCUGCUGAUAGGGACGAGAGAAAGCACGCGGUUGGUUCCAGAAGCGACGAGACAAGCUUGUGUCAAGCUCGUGCCACCGGAUCGAUGAUUCCUCCGGUUUCCGCAUCCCCUUUCUACACCAUCUGCAGCGAGACUGCUGGAAUCGCCGGUAAUCUGUUUGCCUUCGUGCUGUUCCUCUCGCCGAUACCAACGUUCAAAAGGAUCGUUAAGAAUCGCUCUACCGAGCAGUUCUCUGGGCUGCCGUAUGUAUACUCCCUCCUGAAUUGCUUGAUUUGCUUCUGGUACGGACUACCCUGCGUCGCCCCCGGCGUCAUCUUGGUUGCUACCGUCAACUCGAUCGGGGCCAUUUUCCAGUCGGUGUAUGUCGCUCUCUUCAUCAUAUAUGCUGAUAAAGCCAAAAAGCUGAAGAUGUCUGGACUUCUGAUCGCGGUCUUCUGUGCCUUUGCUCUUAUCAUAUACAUCAGCCUCGAGCUGUUUGACGGCCGGAGACGGCGGAUGUUUGUCGGAUAUCUGAGCGUCGCCUCUCUCAUUUCAAUGUCCGCAUCUCCAUUAUGCAUCAUUAAUUUGGUUAUCCGGAGGAGGAGUGUUGAGUUCAUGCCUUUCUAUCUCUCUCUCGCGACCUUCCUGAUGAGCAUCUCAUUCUUCGCAUAUGGAAUGCUGAAGCAUGACUUUUUCAUAUAUGUACCAAAUGGGAUCGGAACAAUCCUUGGGGUCGUACAGUUGUUCCUCUAUGCUUACUACAGCAGAAAAUCAAGACAAGAUUCUACUUCUAGAUUACCACUGCUAGUGUCAUAUGGAUGAUGCACUCGGCAAAAAUAUCCUUGUAAUUAUUUCAUACUUUUCCUUGCAGGCGCUUUGUAUCCCAAGUGGUUAAGACCAUUGAAAAUCAUACUAUAUAUUCAUUUUGUUCUCUCUUUUUUUUA